This is a messenger RNA of Propithecus coquereli (Coquerel's sifaka), 3733 nucleotides long. RefSeq names its product squamous cell carcinoma antigen recognized by T cells 3 (gene SART3). Gene Ontology annotation, cellular component: cytoplasm; ASAP complex; nucleoplasm. Gene Ontology annotation, molecular function: RNA binding; protein binding. The coding region runs from base 33 to 2846 and encodes 937 amino acids. The record is from RefSeq and is a predicted model, not a curated record. NCBI's taxonomy places the organism in Eukaryota, Metazoa, Chordata, Mammalia, Primates, Indriidae. The transcript is spliced from 18 exons. Gene Ontology annotation, biological process: mRNA splicing, via spliceosome.
CGGGAAGACCCGAGAAUCCCUGGAAGCGCAAGAUGGCGACGGCGGCCGCAACCUCGGUUUCAGAACCGGAGGCUGAGUCCAAGGCUGGGCCCAAGGCUGAGGGAGAGGAGGAUGAAGUUAAGGCGGCUAAGACGAGGAGGAAGGUGCUAUCGCGAGCUGUUACUGCUGAGACGUACAAGACCAUAGGGCCAGAGUGGAAUCCGCAGGAGGAAGGCGUGAGCGAGAGCGAUGGGGAUGAUGAGGAGUACGCCAUGGCUUCCUCCGCGGAGAGCUCCCCCGGGGAGUACGAGUGGGAGUACGACGAAGAGGAGGAGAAGAACCAGCUAGAGAUCGAGAGGCUGGAGGAGCAGCUGUCUAUCAACAUCUAUGACUACAACUGCCACGUGGACCUGAUCCGGCUGCUGCGGCUGGAGGGGGAGCUUACCAAGGUGAGGAUGGCCCGCCAGAAGAUGAGCGAGAUCUUUCCCUUGACCGAAGAGCUCUGGCUGGAGUGGCUGCACGACGAGAUCAGCAUGGCCCAGGACGGCCUGGACAGGGAGCACGUGUACGACCUUUUUGAGAAAGCUGUGAAGGAUUACAUUUGUAAGUUCCUCUGGUGGUGUCGUCUAGAUCUGUCUCUGCUGUUGUGGAUUCCCAUGGCUGGCUUCCUUUCCCCUUUUGACCGGGAACAAACCUUUGAUUCACAGCUUGAGAAAGUCCACAGUCUCUUCCGGCGACAGUUGGCGAUCCCACUUUAUGAUAUGGAGGCCACGUUUGCAGAGUAUGAGGAAUGGUCAGAAGACCCAGUACCAGAGUCUGUAAUUCAGAACUAUAACAAAGCACUGCAGCAGUUGGAGAAAUACAAACCCUAUGAAGAAGCGCUGCUGCAAGCAGAGGCGCCCAGGCUGGCGGAAUACCAAGCAUACAUUGAUUUCGAGAUGAAAAUGGGUGAUCCCGCUCGCGUUCAGCUGAUCUUUGAGCGUGCCCUGGUCGAGAACUGCCUUGUCCCAGACUUGUGGAUCCGUUACAGUCAGUACCUAGAUCGGCAACUGAAAGUAAAGGAUUUGGUUUUAUCUGUUCAUAACCGCGCCGUUAGAAACUGCCCCUGGACGGUCGCCCUGUGGAGUCGGUACCUCUUGGCCAUGGAGAGACAUGGAGUUGAUCAUCGAGUAAUUUCUGUAACGUUUGAAAAAGCUUUGAAUGCCGGCUUCAUCCAGGCCACUGACUACGUGGAGAUUUGGCAGGCAUACCUUGAUUACCUGAGGAGAAGGGUGGAUUUCAAACAAGACUCCAGUAAAGAGCUGGAAGAGUUGAGGGCCACAUUCACUCGUGCUUUGGAGUAUCUGAAACAGGAGGUGGAAGAGCGUUUCAAUGAGAGUGGCGAUCCAAGCUGCAUGAUCAUGCAGAACUGGGCUAGGAUUGAGGCUCGACUGUGCAAUAAUAUGCAGAAAGCUCGGGAACUCUGGGAUAGCAUCAUGACCAAAGGCAACGCCAAGUACGCCAACAUGUGGCUUGAAUAUUACAACCUGGAAAGGGCACACGGGGAUACCCAGCACUGCCGGAAGGCUCUGCACCGCGCCGUCCAGUGCACCAGCGACUACCCAGAGCACGUCUGCGAAGUGUUGCUCACCAUGGAGAGGACAGAAGGUACUUUAGAAGAUUGGGAUAUAGCCGUUCAGAAAACUGAAACUCGACUAGCUCGUGUUAACGAGCAGAGAAUGAAGGCUGCAGAGAAGGAAGCUGCCCUUGUGCAGCAGGAAGAAGAAAAGGCUGAGCAGCGCAAGCGCAGCCGGGCCGAGAAGAAAGCGCUGAAAAAGAAGAGAAAGACCAGAGGCGCAGAUAAGCACCGAGCGGACGAGGACGACGAGAAAGAGUGGGGCGACGAUGAAGAAGAGCUGCCUUCCAAACGCAGAAGGGUUGAGAACAGCGUCCCUCCCUCCGGACAGACUCGAGAUGCAGAAGCGGAGACAGGGCCUGCUGAGAGGCACACGUCCGUGGCUGUCGACCCCCCUUCAAAGCAGAAGGAGAAGGCGGCCGCCCUGAAGAGGGACGUGCCGAGGGUGCCCCACGACAGCAGUAAGGACAGCAUCACCGUCUUUGUCAGCAACCUGCCCUACAGCCUGGGAGAGCCUGACGCCAAGCUCAGGCCGCUCUUUGAGGCCUGUGGGGAGGUGGCUGAGAUCCGCCCCAUCUUCAGCAACCGCGGGGACUUCCGAGGCUACUGCUACGUGGAGUUCAAAGACGAGAAAUCAGCCCUUCAGGCGCUGGAGUUGGACCGGAAGAUGGUGGAGGGGAGGCCAAUGUUUGUCUCUCCCUGUGUGGAUAAGAGCAAAAACCCUGAUUUUAAGGUGUUCAGAUACAGCACUGCCCUGGAGAAACACAAGCUGUUCGUCUCAGGCCUGCCUUUCUCCUGCACUAAAGAGGAACUAGAGGAAAUCUGCAAGGCUCAUGGCACCGUGAAGGACCUCAGGCUGGUCACCAACCGGGCCGGCAAACCCAAGGGCCUGGCCUACGUGGAGUACGAGAAUGAAUCCCAGGCAUCGCAGGCUGUGAUGAAGAUGGAUGGCAUGACUAUCAGAGAGAACGUCAUCAAAGUGGCCAUCAGCAAUCCCCCUCAGAGGAAAGUUCCAGAGAAGCCAGAGGCGAGGAAAGCACCAGGUGGCCCCAUGGUGCCGCGGCAGAUCUAUGGAGCGCGGGGCAAGGGGAGGACCCAGCUGUCUCUGCUGCCUCGUGCCCUGCAGCGCCCGAGUGCCACUCCUCAGGCCGAGAACGGCCCUGCCCCGAGUCCAGCAGUCACCACCUCAGCGGCCACCGAGGCGCCCAAGAUGUCCAAUGCUGAUUUUGCCAAGUUGCUUCUGAGAAAGUGAAUAGGACUCCGGGAGAGACAGGAGAUGCCUUACUUCAUGCUGGCCCGGCAGACCACCCGCCACACAGCGAAGCACUAGGGACAGAUGGCCUGGUGCGGUGCCCACUCGCUACCGCCGCCUUCCCUCUGCUUUAGACAGAAAGGGAAAGGGUGUCCCAGUACAGAGGCUUUCAGCGCUCCCUCAUAUUGAGGGCAACAGGAGGAGAGUGAUCACUACAGGUUGGGCCCAGGACAUAGCGUCCUGAGAUACUUUUGUGUCUUAAAGGAUGAGGAGCAGAAGUGAAACCAGAACACGCAGUUUUUGAGACCCACUUGUCCUAAUGUUUUUGGCCAGCUCUGGCCCCUUUUUAUAAGACACUUCUCUCACACCCUGCACAGCACAUGUGCCUGUCACUCUUUUAAUUUUAAAAGAUGAAAGGCAGAUGCCAGUAAUUCACCAGAAUGGCCUACGGGGAGGGGGUGAGGGAGGGGAAAUCUCAUAAAAAACAUUUGAUGGAUUUUUGUUCAGAGGGGCUGUGCAUUUUUUAUAUUAUGUAUUUGUAAGUGACACGUCAAGCUGUUGUUUUGUUUCCUAAAAGCAAAAUGUUUGUGAUACUUGUUUUAUAUAGGAAUUCUGUGUGCCACCUGCGGUGGACCAUUUUCUUUGCCUAGUGACUAGUGAACUGUGUUCUUUGUCUAAACAUUGAGUUCCAGCCCUUUGGUUUUGUUUCAGUACCAUGUCAAGUGCAAACUUCGGUUCUCCCCACUUAGCUUUGUUUGUUACACUGAAGUUCUCUUAGAAACUUCCUGACAGUGGUACUCAGAUGCACAUUCACAUACGGAUGUAUUCUGAAGUGGGUGUACCUUGCUUUACCUAAUAGAUGUGUAAAUAGAACUUUUGUAAGUCAA